This is a messenger RNA of Eremothecium gossypii ATCC 10895, 1365 nucleotides long. It is a transcript of the gene TRS65, whose product is annotated as Trs65p. The transcript has a single exon. The record is from RefSeq and is marked provisional. The coding region runs from base 1 to 1365 and encodes 454 amino acids. NCBI's taxonomy places the organism in Eukaryota, Fungi, Ascomycota, Saccharomycetes, Saccharomycetales, Saccharomycetaceae. Gene Ontology annotation, cellular component: trans-Golgi network; TRAPPII protein complex. Gene Ontology annotation, biological process: intra-Golgi vesicle-mediated transport.
AUGGAGCUGUUAUUGCCAGUGUCAGACAGCGGUCCAGAAGCUCGGGAGCUGUCAAGCCUGCGGGGUCUACAUGAAUCACGUCAUUUCUUAAUCUUCGACGAAAAUCUCCCCAUCUACCUUCACUAUGAUCCGCAAUCAUACGAAUGGAGAGGUUUGGUGAUCAGGAUAAAUGAGACGGUUAUGUUUGAGGGCCGGGACAGGAGUAUCUGGAGGGUGUGUGGCGAGGACAACGUGUGGAAGUUGGAUCCCGAAAUAGUGCGCGAGCGGCUCUUCCACAGUAAUGUGGUGAUGAAUAACGGCAAUCGGAAUAGAAUCACGUUGCACGUUCUGUACACGGAGAAGGGAAUGGGGGCAACCAUUGUACCGGGGCAAGAGAAGACCCUGCCCUGUUUUGAGGCCCUGGCGGAACAAGAGCUGAAGGCAAUGGUGGUGGACUCGGCACCGGAGAAGGAGGCGAGUCUGUCGUACCCGAUCUAUUCACUGCUCAACGUGCGUCUGCGGAACUUCACGCUACCAACCAAGAGUAUCGUGCUCUCGUCGCUCGAUUUCCAGGCGUCUAAGUCCUUCUGCGAGUUGGUGCGGGAUCCGCAGAUCAGUAUCUCCUUCAUCAAGUACGAGCUGGUAGACGGUGUGUCCGCGGUGUCGCUGGCCCCCAUGUGCUCCACGAAAUUCCCUCUGGUGAUGUCGCAGUACGACAGCUUCAGUAUCAUCUACCGCCUGGUGGAGAACAAGCAGCGGUCGCAGCGUAUCCGGAUCACGAUCGAGUACCAGCUCACCAGCGACGCACACGUAUACCCCGUCGUCACGUCAUGGGACACAGAAGUCUCUUCCCGGCGGAUGGGUGCGGGCACCGCGGUAUACCAGCCACCCUCGCAGUCCAAUACCACUUACACCACCCCCUACGCUGCGUCGGUGCCGUUUUUUGGCAACGUACUCACGUCCAGUGCCAACCACUUGGAAUCGACUGUUUCACUACAUCAACAGAUACAACCCAAGUUCAAUGCCAACGUUUCGUUCACCUUCUUCGAGCCGGCAGUACUUGUAUCCGUUGGCCGGAAGUUCACCCUUCGACUCCUGGUCAGCAACUCUUCUCAAUGUGCAAUAAAUCUCGUCGUGUAUUACUCAUCUAUCCGUGCCAAAGAAACCCAUGACAUGCGGCGCCGCAGGCAAUAUGAAGGCAUCGUCCUGCUCUCGAAUGACUACAAGGUGCCCAUAAUCUAUCCGGGGGAGACUUACGAGCUUGAGUUGCACUGCAUCGCCUUUAUCCCGGGCUACUACCACCACCUAAGGGGACUAAAAGUUGUCGACCUCGACACAAAGGCCGUCCAGGAGAUUGGACAUAGCAUAUCAAUACUGGCUAGCUAG